GUUGACCUGCGCCAAAAAGACCUGCCCCAUUCUGCAGUGCCCCAAGACGAAGCAGAAGCAGCACCCGAACGAGUGCUGCCCCCGCUGCACGGAGCAGCGGGUCUUCAUACCAGUGACAGGAAAGUGCAUCUUUAACAACAAACUCCACUAUGACAAAACGCAGUUCAUGCCGGACCGAUGCACCAACUGCACCUGUCUGAACGGCACAUCCAUCUGCCAGCGGGCCACGUGCCCCAUCCUGCAGUGCGCGCCAGAGUUCCAGGAGGACGACGGCUGCUGUCCACGCUGUGCGGUGGCCGAGUUGCGGAGCGAGUGCAGCCUGGAGGGGAUCAUCUACAAGAACAACGAGACGUGGAACAUGGGCCCCUGCCGGAGCUGUCGCUGCAACGGAGGCACGAUCCGCUGCUCGGAGAUGCGCUGUCCGGAGGUCAAAUGCCGGGCCAACGAGGAGCUAAAGCUGCCGCCGGGCGAGUGCUGCCCCAGGUGCGUGGAGACUGCGGGCACCUGCACCGUGUUCGGGGACCCGCACUUCAAGACCUUCGACGGAAAGUUUUUUAGCUUCCAGGGCAGCUGUAAAUACCAGCUGGCUGCUGACUGCCACGGGCACAGCUUCCACAUCCGGCUGACGAACGGCGGGCGUGGCACGAAGCGCUCUAGCUGGGCCAAGACAGUGACCGUCAAGCUGCACAACCUGCGCAUCAAUCUCGGCCAGAAGCUGCGCGUCAAGGUGAACGGGACGCGGGUGAUGCUACCCUACGCGGGCCGAGCCGGCGACCAGAACGUGACCAUCGGUCGGCUGGCCGAGGACGGGGCUGUCCUGCUGCGCUCAGAGAUGGGCCUUGAUAUAGAGUGGGACGGAAGCGGUUUCCUCCAGGUCUCGGUGCCUGCCCACUUCAAGCACCGGAUGUGCGGCCUGUGCGGCAACUUCAAUGGCAGCGGGCGCGACGAUCUCACAGGACGCGACGGGCGCCCGCACGGCGACGACGAGGUCUGGUACUUUGCCAACUCCUGGAAGGUGGGGGGCCCCAAGUCCUGCUCCCGCCAGCGCGAGAACAUCGCCGCCCUGCCCACGUGCAACAAGCGCCGGUCGAGCUUCUACUGCCAGCCGCUGCGCAUCUCGGAAGUAUUCGGACACUGUGAUAGUAGGCUUAAUCCCAUCAACUAUAUCGACUCCUGCCGCAUGGACGUCUGCGAGUGCCCGUCGGGCAGCUGCCACUGCGACAGUUUCGCGGCCUACGCUCACGAGUGCCGCCGCCUCGGUGUCCAGCUGCCUGAUUGGCGGAGCUCCACCAACUGUCCCGCCGGCUGGAGACGGAAUGCCACACUCGCGAACUUCCUGGACAACGAGUACUACGGGGAUAGCUUGAGGCGCUUUCCCGGUCCAGGCUCUCUCAAGGGGCGGCGCCGAAAGCAACAGCAGCAGCACCUGCAGCAUCUGCAGCAGAGGAGCAGGCAGAAUCAGAAUCAGCAGAAACAACAUCAGCUCCAGAAGCAGAAUCAGAAUCAGCUCCUGGACAAUGAGUUCAUCAAGAAGCAUGUCCCCAGCAGCCUGUUGCAGCAGCGUGCGCCAGAUCGUACGCCACCGCCACUCCACUGAUUUGUGGACUGAGAAAGAGAAAACCCCCCUCUGCCAUAAGUUACUACACGUACACACACACGUACACUCUCUCACACUCGCACGCACAUUCUCUCAAAGCGAGUUCAGCUUUUCGUAGCAUACUUUUGGCGGAAGCCGAAAAGAGUUUAGAGAGAGAGAGUAGUUGAAUCCGCUCCCAUGACAGACAGACACGACAGACGCGACAGACAGGCAGCAGUAUUACGCUGAAGCAUUACGUACAGUACCUUGGAACAGGCAGAUAGAGACAUAUAUAUAUAUAUAUAUAUAAAGAUAUAAUGCACUAUACAUCAAUGAAACUCAUCCUCCAACUGUCGCCAUUUCGCAUAGAUAGACUAAGUUUUAUUUAUUUUAGCUUUAGUAAAGGAAUUUUCUUGAUUAUAUCAAACGGCUCUAUACAAUACCUACUAUAUAUGGAUAUAUCCUGUAUUGGAAGUACUAUUAUGAUGAUGAUGAUGAUGUUUGUUGUGUGCGUGUGCCAGAUUUUUUGUAUUUGUAUUCCUGUAUGUGUGGAUUACGUUACUCUAAUUAACAGAUGGAACUCUUGCUAAAACUCUUCAAAGGUCCUCUAGUUAGCGUCUAAGGAAACUAAGAGGUAGACCUAAGCCUAGCUAAAGUUUGCUUAAAAUUUAAGACCUACGCCUAAGUCCCCCAGACAACAACACCUAGAACAUCUACUACUAACACUACUACAAUGCUACUAUUCGAAUGAGAAUGGCACAAACAGUAUUUUUGCUUAGUUGAAACUUUAAACUUGAACGAAGCCUAGAGCCCAGAGAGAUCCGUUCAGACCAAAUCCAUCUCCAGUCUCUUACUUACUCUCCUACUCUUCAACUAAAUACUUAACCAUCUCAAAGAAGAACUUUCCAAUUUCCAAUUACUAAUUCCGCAUAUGACCUUAUCUUAUAACCUUUUUACCCCACAAAACUGUGUUAAUAUUUAUAAAUCCCUACCUAAAUAUGAACUUACUUCUCCAACUACUCGUAUUUAACCGUAAACGUAACCGUUAGAGUAAUCCGAAAGGAACUCCGUAGGAACACGAAAGGAGACGCUCUUUGCCAUUUUUUUUUAAUUAUAUGGAUUAAUCAAGUUUAACUUUAAUUAGUAAUUUACUUAACUAUAAAGAUGCAAGAUACUUCUUGAAA
Messenger RNA from Drosophila miranda, 2760 nucleotides. RefSeq names its product kielin/chordin-like protein. The record is from RefSeq and is a predicted model, not a curated record. NCBI's taxonomy places the organism in Eukaryota, Metazoa, Arthropoda, Insecta, Diptera, Drosophilidae. Bases 167 to 1597 code for a protein of 476 amino acids. Gene Ontology annotation, molecular function: protein binding. The transcript has 2 exons.